GGCUGCAGCCAAUCGAGGGACAGCGGGAGGGAAGAGGUGGGGUAGUGGGCCCCGGUUGCCUGGCUAACGCGUUUGGCUCGGUUCUUUGGACCAAGGGCUUAGGGUUGUUUCUCCCAGUUCCAUAGUCCGGGCUGGGGGUGAGGGGCUAGGCCCGGAGCGCGGGCCUCGUCCCUCCGCCUGCACUUCCCAGGCUGUCUUUUGGGGUUUUGAGCCGUGCCCCAUCUGGAUACCUCCUGCUCCCUCCCACCUUAGCGCGCGAUAUCCGCCCCCAGCCCCGCCCGGGAGGUCCAGGCCCCAUCCAGUCCGGUCCCACUGGCCUCAGGCCCUGGGGAUCCGCCGCCUCCUCUUCCCCGCUUAGGCCACCCACCAACGCCUCUAGCAGCCGCUCUUCCCCUCUCUGCUUCGUGGUAGUGAUUGGUUACCAUGGUGAAGCUGGCGGCCAAAUGCAUCCUGGCAGGAGAUCCAACGGUGGGCAAGACAGCUCUGGCGCAGAUCUUCCGCAGUGAUGGGGCCCAUUUCCAGAAGAACUAUACCCUGACAACAGGAGUGGAUUUGGUGGUGAAGACAGUGCCAGUUCCUGACACAGGCGACAGUGUGGAACUCUUCAUUUUUGACUCCGCCGGCAAGGAGCUGUUCUCUGAAAUGCUGGACAAAUUGUGGGAGAGUCCCAACAUCUUGUGUCUCGUCUACGAUGUGACCAAUGAACAGUCUUUCACCAACUGCAGCAAGUGGCUGGAGAAGGCUCGGUCCCAGGCUCCAGGCACCACCCUCCCAGGUGUUUUAGUGGGAAAUAAGAAGGACCUGGCUGGCAGACGAGCUGUGGAUUCGGAGCAGGCCCAGGCGUGGGCAGUGGGCCAGGGCCUGGAGUGCUUUGAAAUAUCCGUG
Castor canadensis (American beaver) is the source of this 885-nucleotide messenger RNA. RefSeq names its product intraflagellar transport 27 (gene Ift27). The record is from RefSeq and is a predicted model, not a curated record. Gene Ontology annotation, biological process: intraciliary transport. Gene Ontology annotation, molecular function: GTPase activity; GTP binding. NCBI's taxonomy places the organism in Eukaryota, Metazoa, Chordata, Mammalia, Rodentia, Castoridae.